Pygoscelis adeliae (Adelie penguin) is the source of this 798-nucleotide messenger RNA. It is a transcript of the gene GLIPR1, whose product is annotated as GLI pathogenesis-related 1. Bases 1 to 798 code for a protein of 265 amino acids. The record is from RefSeq and is a predicted model, not a curated record. The transcript has 6 exons. Lineage: Eukaryota; Metazoa; Chordata; Aves; Sphenisciformes; Spheniscidae. Gene Ontology annotation, cellular component: extracellular region.
AUGAAAAGCAGAUUUUCUGCUUGUGUGCUGGCUCUUCUGCACUUCUGUCGUUCCUCUGACUCCUAUGAACCACCGACAUUGCCUGAUGUUGGAGAUCCAAAGUUUAUUGAGGAAUGUGUGCGAACCCAUAACAGAUUCCGGUCUGGAGUGAAUCCACCAGCCAGCAACAUGCUCUACAUGACUUGGGAUCCAGAUUUGGCAAAGACCGCGAAAGCUUGGGCAAAGAAAUGCCUGUUUAAACAUAACACGUACCUCAAAGAUCCAGGGCAGGCUCACCCCAAAUUUACCCCCGUUGGAGAAAACCUCUGGACUGGCACACUUUCUGUUUUUACUGUGCAAGGAGCCAUCACCUCUUGGUACAACGAGGUCAGCGCCUACCAAUAUUCCACCAAUAACUGCAGAGGAGCGUGCGGCCACUAUACGCAGAUUGUUUGGGCUACAAGCUACAAGGUUGGCUGUGCUGUCCAUUUCUGUCCCAGGGUGGCAUACUCCUCCAUAACCAACGCAGCGCACUUCAUCUGCAACUAUGGGCCAGCUGGGAAUUACCCAGGGCGCCCAUACAAGAUGGGAGCAGCGUGCAGCGACUGCAACGGUGAGCGGUGUGCCAGCCAGCUGUGUCAAAACGCAGAGCGUGACAAAGUCAUUAGUGAUUCCAGGUGGCAUCCAGAGUGGGACAGACCUGCGUGUGAUGAGUACUGCAUCACCGUUAUUGCUUUAAGGCCAUUACUCCUUAUACUGACAAUUCUGGCCACCUGGCUCCUACCAAAAUACUGGUCUAUAGCACCCGCCAGCGAAUGA